AUGGAGGAGCUACAUGAGUUAGAGGGGCGAGAUUACACAAGAGACACCUCAGAGGAGUUAUUGUUGAGGAAGAGUUUGGUUGUGACUAAACUGGAGAGAGUAUUGUUGAUGGAGGAGCUCAUGGCGACAAAAAUCCAGGGCCCUUUGCUUAAAAGAAGGUACAAUAAUUCUAUUGAGACACUCCAUUCAGGUAAUCAGAGUGCAAGCUGGUUCGAAAGACCUUUUGAAAAGAUGGAAUUUAUAAGGUCAUUAGCGUUUGAGAAAUGCCUCAAUGCGACAUUCAUUGCUCUCAUAUUGAAGAAACAUGGGGAUACAGAAAUUGAGAAUUUUUGCCUUAUAAGCCUUGGGAGACAAAUACUUGAUUUAGUUCUCAUUGCCAACGAGUGCUUAGAUCAUAGGUUGAAGGAGGGAGUACCAGGCAUUCUAUGCAAGCUUGACUUGGAAAAAGCAUAUGACCAUGCACUUGGUCGGAUGCUAAAGGUUGCUAUUGAAGGAGGUUUUAUAGCCGAGUUUUUGGUGGGUAAUGUGGAUCUUGUCCAAACUCAAGCUUUACGAGCACUCUUGUUAUGCUUUGAAGCCGUGUCGGGGCUUAUUGUAAACCUUGGUAAGUAUGAGAUGGUGGCGGUGGGUGUGGUGUCUAGAAUCAAUAGUUUGGCAAGUCUCUUGGGUUGUAAAGUGUCUUCUUUGCCUAUGAAAUAUUUGGAUCUUCCAUUGGGGGCAACCUUCAAAGCUAGAGCUAUUUGGGAUGGGGUUAUUGAGAAAGUUGAGGAAAGGUUGGCUGUUUGGAAGCGGUUGUAUUUAUCAAAAGUGGGUCGACUCACUCUAAUUAAGAGCACUUUAUCUAACCUUCCGACCUAUUUUUUUACAUCUAGUUCCAUUGCCUGCAAGGGUGGCAAAUAG
Molecule: messenger RNA, 900 nt
Organism: Carya illinoinensis
Lineage: Eukaryota; Viridiplantae; Streptophyta; Magnoliopsida; Fagales; Juglandaceae
Exons: 7
Coding region: 1-900 (299 amino acids)
Source: RefSeq, a predicted model, not a curated record